Cladophialophora bantiana CBS 173.52 is the source of this 2559-nucleotide messenger RNA. RefSeq lists its product as uncharacterized. NCBI's taxonomy places the organism in Eukaryota, Fungi, Ascomycota, Eurotiomycetes, Chaetothyriales, Herpotrichiellaceae. The transcript has a single exon. The coding region runs from base 1 to 2559 and encodes 852 amino acids. The record is from RefSeq and is a predicted model, not a curated record.
AUGGGAAACGACGACAGCCUUGAACACGCCCGCAAAGCUCUACUCGACAAAACCGACUGGGUCGCAAUCACAACCGCGCGGCCAGUUAGGUUCAAUCAAGUUGUUCGAGACGAGAUCAAGGGAUUCGGCCGUCGACGCAAGAUACCACAUUUAAAGCAGGGAACUUCGAUGCCCCAGAGAAAUUCAGGCCAGGGAGAAUUACGCUCCACACGCCCAGCUCAACGUGUUCCUUCUCUGCGGACAGAAGAGAUUAGCCUCAGAAUAGGGUCCAACGUACAUCAGACUCAAACCACUUCGAGCUUUGUGGGCUGUAAAGAGCCUAUCCAAUCAGUUGCAGGAGCUAUCAAUGAACCGGCGCAUCCGGACAAAGUUCAGGACAGGAACCAAACACAUCACACAUCGAGAGAAGUAUCAGAAAGAAGGAGCAGUGGAAAAAUUCAAGCUCGUGCUAGUGAACCAAGGAGGGGGAGAAUAGCUCAGCUCGACUCGGCGGACGAAGGCAAUCUUAUCACCCUGGAAGAAGCUGUUGGCCUUGGCCUAACAUCCUGGGAUAAGGUCCGUGGGCUCGCUCGGUCAAGAACCCAGACGAAUGCUUCCAAAGUGAAUCCUCCAUCCGGCGGAGCGUUUCCAAACCCCUCGGGUGCCAAACACGACGCCCUUUGUAAGCCGGCCCCAUAUCAACAGGACAAUCCACAUAAUAUUUCCGGCGGCUCCCACCGACAUUCAUCGCCGCAAGCCCCAAUACCGGCCUUGCCAGACACAAUCCAGCGUGUGAUUGCCGUGGGGCUCCUAGAGGAUGGGCCGGGACAUGGUUCAAGCCCACCACUAUUUUCAGAGCCAUACCUGCACCCCAACCAUCCUCUUAGGCCGGGCCCGACCCCUUCAGUUGAUGAAAGCAUACACAUUGCCCCGGGCGUAGCAUGCGAUGUGGCUGUCGGUGCCGAACUGGGACUGCGCCCACAAUUUACAUUGGAGGAUCAAGUGAAACUAGAGCAGGCGGUAGGAGAUCUCGAGCGUGAAAAACAGCAGAGAAGAGACUCAUUCUUUUCUGCUGACAGCUUGGCAGAAAGUGAUACAACUGAUUCGCUACGGUGUUCUUACAACCUCAGCGCUUCUACAUUCGGUGUUGCAUCUGAGACGGCUCCCUCUAAGCAUGUCUCGAUCUUCAAAUCGAACGAGAGCGAGUCUAACGGCCUACAUCGCCCUUCUACUGGGUUUUCUGGCUAUUUGGCGAAGAGCAUCACCAAGGAACGACGAUCUAGAGCAGAAGAUAUCGCCAGCCACGUAACCAGCGAGACAGGAAACCUUGUUCCUUCACCGGGGUUCGAGGAGGUCAUUCCCCGGCUUACAGAUCACUCCCCUGGUGUGCCAUUUAGCUUUCGAAGCAGAAAACAGGGCGAUCAAGCUAGUGAUUCGGGCGGGAAAACCACAUCCAGCCUCUCCAAAAGCAUCGAUACGGACAAUGAAGCAUGGAUGAGAUAUGUAUUUCCAGAGGAAUUUGGCCGGAUCCAGGACGGCUUCCACUUUGAAAGUAGCCAUCUUCUACCUAAAUCUACCACAAGUUGGGGUGAGGUAUUUCCAGCAAUCAACAAACCAUCGUGUGUUCAGCAUGGUACUUCCAGCCUCUGGUUCGAGUCAGAGCAGCCUGGCUCGGAUCCUAAACUUUUUGUUUCGCCCAAAUCGAUUCCCACUGCUGUUAAUACUUCGAUUUUCAUACAGUCUCCACAGCAUCUUGACCAUUCUGAACCGGAUUUUCUAUCACAUCUCAGCCCAAUGGAAGGUCACAUUGACGAGAGACUGGUGAAUAUAUCACUUUACAACAACGCUCCCAUGACCGAACCUGGACCCAAUACUAGUCCAGCCGGAAAGUUGCAGAAGUCUGGACACCCAAAGACUAGUGCUCUUCCAAGAUCGCUUGUCCCAGCAAAAAGGAGGGCACCAGGCCCACCAGGAGGACGAACAUCAUCAUGCUGGAUCAGGUCCAUGGAUUGUUCGAGCGCAAAAUCAUUGCCGCCACCGCACAGCCAGCCAAGUUUCUGGUCCUUGAGCAAUACCACAAAUGCUGUACGAGACAGUGCUGAGACAACAAAUCCCGGAAGGUCAGACGCUACCCGCCCUUCCCAGGCCACAGAAUUCCAAUUUAGGGUCAACGAAUUUGGUAAGACUCAAAACCCAGUGCGCGACAAUUCAAGAACGGGCGGGCAGGGGUCGGGGACAGUGGUACACUGGGAAGACCCGCCUGCUGGCAUUUUCAUCGGGAGUGACCAGCUGACGGCAGCUGCGUCGCCGUUUGGCUCGUAUAGAAUCACGAGACCGACGAUCGACGAUUAUAGCCGGAGAGCUUCGUUCCAAUUGUGGUCCGACGUUUCCACAUCAUCAUCGACACAUUUUGCGACCUUAGAACCCGUGGAUGCUCCUCCGUCUACCUCGAUGCCGCCAAUGUCCAAGCACCGUAAUAGAGAUGACCCGGCUGUAAAUAUCCACACCCGUCCAUCGCGAGAUUUUAUACGAGAACCUACACGAUAUCCUACUCAGAUACCUCUAUGGAGUGAGGGCUAA